CUAUUAUUAGAGCUUCUGUGAGGGAGAGACAUUUUCUCUUCGAAACUCGCGGCUUGCUCUACAACAGAGAUCCUUCUUUGGAGCUUCUUCGAAAGAUAAAGGAAAAUGGGGCUUAAUUUCACAAAGUUGUUCAGCCGGCUUUUUGCCAAGAAAGAAAUGAGGAUUCUGAUGGUAGGUCUUGAUGCUGCUGGUAAGACCACUAUUCUCUACAAGCUGAAGCUUGGCGAAAUCGUCACUACCAUUCCGACCAUCGGAUUCAACGUGGAGACUGUUGAAUACAAGAACAUCAGCUUCACUGUUUGGGAUGUGGGGGGUCAGGACAAGAUUCGUCCCCUGUGGAGGCACUACUUCCAGAACACACAAGGUCUUAUCUUUGUGGUUGAUAGCAACGACAGGGACCGAGUUGUGGAGGCGAGAGAUGAAUUACAUCGCAUGUUAAAUGAGGAUGAACUGAGGGAUGCUGUCCUUCUUGUGUUUGCAAACAAACAAGAUCUUCCCAACGCAAUGAAUGCUGCAGAAAUAACUGACAAGCUUGGACUUCACUCUCUUCGCCAACGCCAUUGGUACAUCCAAAGCACCUGUGCCACAUCUGGAGAAGGUCUUUAUGAAGGCCUUGAUUGGCUCUCCAACAACAUCGCUAGCAAGGCAUGAUGAAGCUGCUGGAACACUUUUUGCACUUGGAAGAGACCAUUAGUGAUUGUGGAGAAGAAAGAAGUAUUAUAUCUGACUUUACAACGGUUUAUAGCAUCCGUUGAUGUUUGUGUCAUUGCGUGUGUGUGUUGAACAUGUUAAAAAUGGAUUUUGUGAUAGUUUUUACUUUUACCGUUUUGUUUGCUUCUAAACUUAUGGAAACACUCUUCGUAAGCAGUAGACAUGUUACCUUUUUCUC
Arabidopsis lyrata subsp. lyrata is the source of this 889-nucleotide messenger RNA. Its product is annotated as ADP-ribosylation factor. The transcript is spliced from 7 exons. Gene Ontology annotation, molecular function: GTP binding; GTPase activity. The record is from RefSeq and is a predicted model, not a curated record. Gene Ontology annotation, biological process: vesicle-mediated transport; intracellular protein transport. Bases 106 to 651 code for a protein of 181 amino acids. Lineage: Eukaryota; Viridiplantae; Streptophyta; Magnoliopsida; Brassicales; Brassicaceae. Gene Ontology annotation, cellular component: cytoplasm.